UUUGUUUGAGAGACACAAGCUGCUCUUCUCCUUCAACAUGACCAUCAAGAUUGAACAGGCAGAAGGAAGGUCACCUCAGGAGGAGUUGGAGUUCUUCAUCAAGGGUAAUCUAUCGCUGGAAAAGAGCACCCGCAAAAAGCCUUUUGACUGGCUUGGAAACCAAGGCUGGGAGGACAUAGUGAAACUAGCUGAGCUGUUUCCCCCGCAGUUUGGCUCUCUGCCGGACGACGUGGAGAAAAAUUCCACUGAAUGGAAGUCUUGGUAUGACCUAGAUGCACCAGAACAAGCUCCAUACCCCAUGAAAUAUCAGGAGAACCUUUCAGCCUUUCAGAAGCUGCUGUUGCUGCGCUGCUUCCGUGUUGAUAGAGUCUACAGAGCUGGGACUGACUAUGUCACUGUCACCAUGGGCGAGAAAUAUGUGCAGCCCCCUGUGAUCAACUUUGAUGCCAUUCAUGAACAAAGCACACCCUUCUCCCCCAUUGUGUUCAUCCUGAGCCCCGGCUCUGACCCAGCCACUGACCUCAUGAAACUAGCAGAGAGGUCCGGCUUUGAAGGCAACAAGUUCAAGUUCCUUGCUAUGGGCCAAGGCCAAGAGAAGGUGGCACUGCAGUUGCUGGAGAUGGCGGUGUCCCGGGGUCAGUGGCUGAUGCUGCAGAACUGCCACCUGCUGGUAAAGUGGCUAAAGGAUCUGGAGAAAUCCUUAGAGAUGAUCACCAAGCCCAACCCCAACUUCCGCCUGUGGGUCACCACUAACCCUAUUACAGAUUUCCCCAUCGGCAUCCUGCAAAAGUCUCUAAAGGUGGUGACGGAGCCUCCCAAUGGCCUGAAGCUGAACAUGAGAGCCACAUACUCUAAAAUCUCCCGUGAGACCUUGGCGUCAUGUCCUCACCCAGCCUUCCGCAGCCUGGUGUAUGUGCUGGCCUUCUUCCACGCUGUGGUGCAAGAGAGGCGCAAGUACGGCAAGAUUGGCUGGAACGUCCCCUACGACUUCAAUGAGUCUGACUUCUCCGUGAGUAUGGAGAUCCUGAACACCUACCUGACCAAAGCUCACAACCAAGAAGAUAGCGAUAUCCCAUGGGGAAGUCUCAAAUACCUUAUUGGGGAGGUGAUGUAUGGUGGGCGAGCCAUCGAUAGCUUUGACCGCAGGAUCCUGACCGUCUACAUGGACGAGUACCUUGGAGACUUCCUGUUCUACACCUUUCGGCAGUUCAACUUCUUCAGCAACAAGGACGUAACUUACAAGAUCCCUCAAAACGGGCCUGAGAGCUCAUAUACUGAUGAGAUUGAGAACCUGCCGAUGGCCAACACACCAGAAGUGUUGGGUCUGAAUUCCAAUGCAGAGAUAGGAUACUACACUCAGGCAGCGAAAGACAUGUGGAGUCACCUAAUAGACCUGCAGCCUCAGACAGGUGACUCUGGUGGAGGCAUCAGCAGGGAUGAGUUUAUCAGCCAGGUGGCCCAGGACAUUCAGAACAAGCUGCCUCAGUUAUACGACAUAGACGUGAUCUGUAAAAAGUUUGGCACGGACAUUUCACCGACCUCAGUGGUGCUGCUUCAAGAACUGGAGCGCUUCAACAAGCUAGUGGUCUGCAUGCAGCGCUCUCUGUUCGAGCUGCAAAGGGCUUUGUCUGGAGAGGUGGGUAUGAGCAGCGAGUUGGAUGAGGUCGCUCGGGCUCUUUUUAACGGUCACAUCCCUGCUAUCUGGAAGAAGUUGGCUCCUGACACUCUCAAGUCCCUCGGCAACUGGAUGAUCCAUUUCAAGAGGCGGUAUGAACAGUAUAGCUACUGGGUGGAGAAGGGAGAGCCAAAGGUGAUGUGGCUGUCUGGACUCCACAUCCCAGAGUCCUACCUGACUGCCCUGGUUCAAACCGCUUGCAGGAAAAAUGGUUGGCCUCUGGACCUUUCCACGCUGUACACAGAGGUCACUCAGUACCGCAGUGAGGACGAGAUUAGUGACAAACCUGGACAGGGUUGCUAUGUGUCUGGCCUGUAUCUAGAGGGAGCCGACUGGGACAUGGAGAAUGGCUGUCUGGUGAAGAGUCAACCAAAGGUUCUGGUUGUUGAACUUCCCAUCCUCAAAGUCAUCCCCAUAGAAGCUAGUCGCCUGAGAUUACAGAAUACAUUACGGACACCAGUGUACACCACUUCUCUGCGCAGGAAUGCAAUGAGUGUGGGGUUGGUGUUUGAGGCAGACCUGUUCACCACCAUGCACCUCUCCCACUGGGUGCUCCGGGGCGUCUGUCUAUGCCUCAACUCUGACUGAAGAUGGGCUUCAUUGAGCUGUUCAGCUUUCACACAGUUUGUUCAGACAUGCUGAUUAUUCAUAAUUAAUAGCAGCUUUCUUUAAGAGAAAACACACUUUACCUUUGAUUUAUUGGAAAACAAAUCAGUUAUGAGAAAAGAGUUUUAAAAGUUGAUAGAUGCACAAAAGAAAACUGCAAUUUUGACUUGUAUUUUUUUACAUUUUUGUAUCACUAGAUGGCAGCAGACAUCAGUACUGAGCUCUUCACUCUGGGCAGUAGCAACAGGGGUUUAUUUUGGCUGCUACAGUGCGCUAAAGUGCCAGCAGGCUAUGGUGGCUCAUCUUUCAGGCCUACUAGUCUUUUACCUUUGUAUUUAUGAAUAAAUGUUUGCAGAUAAUUUAAAA
Molecule: messenger RNA, 2647 nt
Organism: Notothenia coriiceps (black rockcod)
Lineage: Eukaryota; Metazoa; Chordata; Actinopteri; Perciformes; Nototheniidae
Product: dynein heavy chain 10, axonemal-like
Exons: 14
Coding region: 38-2263 (741 amino acids)
Biological process (GO): microtubule-based movement
Cellular component (GO): dynein complex
Molecular function (GO): dynein light intermediate chain binding; dynein intermediate chain binding; minus-end-directed microtubule motor activity
Source: RefSeq, a predicted model, not a curated record